CGGCACGGCAGCGGCGCGCCGCGCCGGCUCGUGCGCCUUUCGGCCUCUCCCCGCGCGCGCGUGGCGCCCGCGCGAGAGGCGCCCCAGCGGGGAGGCGGCGCGCGCGGCGUGGCGGCCCUGGCACAGACGCUGCCGCCUGCCUGCGCGCCGCUGGCGGCGCGCGCUUUGGCUAGACGCAAGGGUGACCACGCUGGCUGCGUCACGUGAGGGCCCACGGCCGAUUCUGAGCGGACUUGGCCCAAGAGCUUCUGCACAACGCGUCGCGGCGGAGGCCCCGACGACACGACAUACAACCUGCGAGCAGGCAGCGUGACGCUCCGCUCCGCGGGGCGGUAGGCUCGGGACGGGCGCGGGGCGUUGGCGCCUUGGAGUUGCGACGUUGGCAGCGUGUCGCGCCGAAGCGUUGUGGGCCAGAACCGGCGGCGCGCCGAGCUAGGCAACCGCUCCCGACCGGUCGUUCUGCCGAGCGGGCCACUCUCGCGCGCAGGCGAAGGCUGGCGGACGAAGGGCGGCCCCCUCGGUGUCGAGCCCGGGGCGCCGAGGCGGCCAGGGGGCACAGCCGCGCGCGGACAGCACCGGGCACCGAGCCGCCGAGAGGGGCGUUGCCGCUCUGGCGGCGGUGCCGCUCGGGCCCCAAAAAACAAUGUGUGGAACUGGGGUAGCUGGAUACACACCAUCAACGACCCUGGCCGCGCACAUCCUGAGGACGGGAGUGAUGCCAUGGCAAGACUGGCACGCGAUGAGGAUGAGGAGGAGGAGGACGAGGAAGGUGGCCACCACUCCGCGGGAGCCGACGGUGGCCCGCGGGGAGGGCGUUCAGGCGGCCCGCCAACUGCCUGGGAGGCGAGGUCGCGCCCUGCUGCUGGCCGCAGCGUCCCAGCGGGGCACACCGCGCAACUCCAGAGCGGCGCGCCUGCCGGAAACCCUCAAAUCUGGGCGAUGCAAUGUUCUCUCGUAGCGUUUCGCCAGAGGGUUGUGAUAAUGGUAGAACAAAUCCGCCGAGGAGUACCACCGUGAGACGAAACCAGGACGAAGAUGAAAUCGGGUGAGGAUAAAUCCAGCAUCUCUGAG
Messenger RNA from Prorocentrum cordatum, 1071 nucleotides. NCBI's taxonomy places the organism in Eukaryota, Dinophyceae, Prorocentrales, Prorocentraceae. The record is from the annotation of a GenBank genome assembly.